Molecule: messenger RNA, 2093 nt
Organism: Ricinus communis (castor bean)
Lineage: Eukaryota; Viridiplantae; Streptophyta; Magnoliopsida; Malpighiales; Euphorbiaceae
Product: DUF21 domain-containing protein At1g47330
Exons: 12
Coding region: 285-1913 (542 amino acids)
Biological process (GO): magnesium ion homeostasis
Cellular component (GO): intracellular membrane-bounded organelle
Source: RefSeq, a predicted model, not a curated record
AUGUGUUGACAUCAGACCGACACGAUUGCCACACAUGAUCUUGAUUCUCGAACUCAAGAUCAUUAAGACAAGAUGCUGAGUAGGAAUAUCUCUAUAUUCUCCACUAUUACUAUUUGAUACCAUAUAUAUUUGAGAGUUAAGCAGGUAUAACACUCAAGUAAAAUUGGAAAAGAAAGAAAGCAAGAGAAAAAGAAAGCGCAAACCAGAACAGUAGCAAAUUAAAACCAGAUUAUAUUUGAUCAAGCCGACGAAACUGAACAACAACUCCGGUAAGUAAGGGAGAGAUGGCGGAUGACGUGGGGUGCUGUGGGACAGAGUUCUCGUUGUAUGUGGUGGUAAUAGUGGGGCUGGUGGCAUUUGCUGGUCUGAUGGCAGGUUUAACGCUUGGUCUCAUGUCUUUAGGUUUAGUCGACCUUGAAGUACUUAAGAAGUCUGGUCGUCCUCAAGAUCGUAUCUACGCCUCCAAAAUAUUGCCAGUUGUAAAGAACCAGCAUCUUCUGCUAUGCACUCUUUUGAUGGGAAAUUCUCUAGCUAUGGAGGUAAGGUCUAUUUCUUUUAAAAGAAAAAGGAAAUUAAUUCAAAAGUUAAUUACUUGUCUCUCUGAUUUUGUCAUUCAGGCCCUUCCCAUAUUCUUGGACAAGAUUGUGCCUCCUUGGGCUGCAAUUUUGAUAUCAGUUACUCUCAUUCUGAUGUUUGGAGAGAUAUUGCCACAAGCAGUCUGUACUCGUUAUGGCUUGAAAGUUGGAGCAACAAUGGCACCCUUUGUCAGACUUCUUGUUAUGCUGUUCUUCCCCGUUUCUUAUCCAAUUAGUAAGGUUCUGGAUUGGAUGUUGGGCAAGGGACAUGCUGUCCUUUUGCGGAGAGCAGAGCUCAAAACUUUUGUUAAUUUUCAUGGUAAUGAGGCACAGAAAGGUGGGGAUUUGACUCAUGAUGAGACUACUAUAAUUGCUGGAGCACUUGAAUUGACUGAAAAGACAGCAAAAGAUGCCAUGACUCCCAUAUCGAAGGCAUUUUCCCUUGAUCUGGAUGCAACUCUUAAUUUGGACACAAUGAAUGCAAUAAUGACAAUGGGUCAUAGUAGAGUCCCAGUUUAUGCAGGGAAUCCAAAUAAUAUAAUUGGGCUUAUUCUGGUUAAAAAUCUUCUGGCAGUUAAUCUAGAAGAUGCAGUUCCACUACGAAAAAUGAUCAUAAGGAAAAUUCCUCGGGUUUCAGAAGACAUGCCUCUAUAUGAUAUUCUAAAUGAAUUUCAGAAGGGCCACAGCCACCUUGCUGCUGUAUAUAAAGAUUUAGAUCCAAAAAUAGAGACACCGCAGAAAUGUAAAGAGGGUCAGCUGUUUGAAUUCAAGGAUAGCUGCAGGAAGCAGAGAGGCACAGAGACAUCAUCCAAGAAAGAUGAUAAUGUGAAUGAGUCAACUGCUGCUACCCAGAAAAUGAAGGUUGGAUUGGAUUUGCAUGAUUCUCAGACUUCUAUAUGGAAGAAUGAUGAAGGUCAACAAAAAAAGAAGUCUCCACCAGCUACUCCUGCCUUUAAGAAGCGACACAAAGGUUGUUCAUAUUGCAUUCUGGACGUUGAGAAUUCCCCGAUUCCAGAAUUCCCAUCCAAUGAAGAAGUAGUUGGGGUAAUUACCAUGGAGGAUGUGAUCGAAGAGCUUCUUCAGGAGGAAAUAUUAGAUGAAACUGAUGAAUAUGUCAAUAUCCACAACAGGAUAAGGAUCAACAUGCAUGCAUCUCAAGAAAAGGCUUCUAAUGCAAUAUCACAACCUUCCGUCACUGAUACCUUUACUGCAACACCGGCAUCCACAUUAUCAACAGGUCCAACACCAACUCUUUCCAUCUCAUCUACCACCUCAUUGGCUGGCUCACCAACCACUGUAAAUCAAGGUUCUGAAGGGGACUUGCUGAAGAUUCAAUGAUCAGUUCAGUGAGCUUUGCUCAUCAUAUUGAAUAUCUAACAUAUAUCACGUUACGAGUAGGUAGAUAGGGAUUAAUUUAAUUGAUAAACUCGGCAUGUUUCAUGGAUGAACUGUAAUUACAUAGACUUUGUUUGCUAAAAAGGUUAAAAAAUAUAUUAUUAUCAUGUAAGAAUUCAAUUA